UCUUGAAGUGCAUUUGGUGUGUCUUUUUGGUUUCGUCCGCACAAUCAAAUGGAGAUGCUGCAACUUAAAUACCACAAGGACGGGCAGGCUCCUUCUAUUCUUUUUCUAUUCCAAACUUGAUUAGCCUUUUUGGUCAUUCUGAAGGAAAGACGUAUCAUUCGCAAGACAUUAUUCUUGUUUUCAUGUUUAUUACUCGCGUACUCGAGCAGACUACCUAUCUUGAAGGAUUCAGAAAGUCAAUGGGUGUUACUCAUUGGUCGAGGUCCAAGACCCAGUCACGUGGUCUGAGAGCUACUCCAGGAAAUGUGUCCAAAGGAACUUAAGAUAGGUUGGUACACAUUCAAUCUGACCACUUUUCAACGACACUGUCGACGCACUCUCCUUUUUAAAUUACGACUCUUGCAGCGCGAUUGUUUUCCUCUUUUUCAUUGCUGGUGUACAAUUACGAAAAUAAUUCCGGAAAGCGCCAUUGGAAAGCUCCAGUCCUAAGUGCUUAGCCUCUUCAAGAUGGUCCGCCUUAGGGAAAUCCCACGAACUGCGGCUUUUGCGUGGUCACCAGGAGCUGAAGUGCCCUUGGUCGUGACUGGCACACGAGCUGGAGCAGUAGACGCUGACUUCUCUGAUGAGACAAAAUUGGAGCUUUGGGAUUUGAGCCUGGAUAAUCUGGAGCAGGGUGUUGAGCUUCAGCCGGUUGCCAGCAUCAGCACAGAUUCAAGGUAGCUACCCUCGGAUUGCCCCAAAAGCAAAGCACUUCAUAACUAAACACCGCUUUCAGAUUCCAUGAUAUUGCAUGGGCACCCGCGAGCGCCGAACACCCAAGAGGAAUAAUUGCUGGAGCACUCGAGAAUGGAUCCUUGGACUUGUGGGAUGCGGAGAAGCUUUUGAAGGGGGCCGAAGAUGCCUUCAUGUCACGAACAUCGAAGCACACUGGCGCAAUCAAGUCUCUUCAAUUCAAUCCUCUAAAGCCACAGGUUCUUGCGACGGCUGGCGCAAAGGGAGAGUUGUUUGUUUAUGACGUAAACGAUAUCGCGAACCCAUUCAGACUCGGCACAGCUGCGGCACGUUCAGAUGAUCUCGAGUGCGUAGCAUGGAAUAGAAAGGUUCCGCAUAUUCUUGCGACUGGAGGAAGUGGUGGUUUUGUCACGGUCUGGGACUUGAAGACAAAGAAAGCAUCACUCACUUUGAACAACAACCGAAAGGCUGUUGGAGCAAUCGCUUGGGAUCCAAAUAAUGCUACUAAGCUCCUCACGGCAACCCCAGACGAUUCGAGUCCAGUAAUCUUGCUAUGGGAUCUCCGAAAUUCGAACGCCCCAGAACGUACACUCCAAGGGCACGACCAAGGUAUCCUCUCCCUCUCGUGGUGUCAACAGGACAGUGAUCUUUUGUUAUCUUGUGGAAAAGACAACAAGACUAUUGUAUGGAACCCUCAGACUGAAGAGCGUUUUGGAGAAUUUCCAGAAGUCACCAACUGGACUUUUCAGACUAGAUUCAAUCCUCACAAUCCUGCUUUAUCUGCUACAGCCUCUUUUGAUGGUAAGAUUGCUAUUCAGACAUUGCAAAACACAAACCCCGCAGCUACGCAAACUCCAGUACAAGGGCCCGUCGAUGGAGAGGAUUUCUUCACCAAGGCACAAACACAACCGCAAGGAGCUUCAUUUUCGUUGCACAAAGCACCAAAAUGGCUCGAACGACCAGCAGGUGCCUCUUUUGGGUUCGGCGGCAAGAUUGUGAGCUUCAGUCUACCUUCAGACGCUUCAGGCAAGCCACGAUCUUCCAAGAUUCAAAUUUCCAAUUUCUCAGUUGAUUCGGAUGUCGGCUUAGCUACAGAAGCCUUUGAAAAGGCCCUCCUUGCUGGCAACAUUAGCAGUAUUUGUGAAUCUCACAUCGAGCAAGCAAAGUCAGAGGAAGAAAAAGCAGACUGGAAAGUUAUCGAGACAUUGGUGGCUGAGAAUCCUCGAAAAAAGGUAACGAUAUAUCUUGGAUUCACAGAGGAGGCCGCCAACGGGGAGGUCAAAGAUGAAGAGUCUGAGAAGACUGAGGAGCCUAGCGAUGAGGCCAAUGGCCGCAAAGGCAGUCGUUUGUCUGGCUUUUUCGCUGAUGGCGGCGAGGGCGAGGGUGAGGACUUCUUGUCCAACCUAGCUGCUACCAAGGGUGCAAAAACAGAUAACCCAUUCCAUCUAUACGCCGACACUGAUAGCGCCUCGGAGAAGCAAAUAACCAAGGCUAUUAUGCUUGGUCAAUUUGAAAAGGCCAUGACAAUUUGUAUUAAAGAGGAUCGUAUUGCCGAUGCUUUGAUCAUUGCAAAUUGUGGCGGCAAGGAACUCCUUGAAAAGGCACAAUCUGCCUAUCUAGCUCGUAAGACUGAUGGGCCAAAUUACCUUCGCCUCCUUUCUUCGGUAAUUGGCAAGAACCUCUGGGAUGUCGUUUAUAAUGCAGAUCUCUCCAACUGGAAGGAGUCGAUGGCUGCCCUUUGCACCUAUGCAACUCCUGAAGAGUUUCCUGAUCUUUGCGAGGCUCUUGGUGACCGAAUCAUUGAGAGUGGUUCUUCCAAAGACGCUUCCUUCUGUUAUCUUGUUGGUUCCAAACUCGAGAAGGUCAUCAAUAUCUGGAUCACUGAGUUGCAGGAGGAAGAGAAGACCGGUAUCAAGGAACUUACAGGGGAUUCGAGCUUCUCGGUGCAUGCGCGUUCCCUUCAAAACUUUAUUGAGAAGGUUACCGUUUUCCGAGAUGUUACCAAGUUCCAAGACAGCGAGCAAGGAUUGACUUCGGGUUGGAAGCUUGCCCAAUUGUAUGAUAAAUAUACCGAGUAUGCUGACAUCGUCGCUGCUCAUGGUCAUUUGUCGAUUGCAGAAAGAUAUCUGGAUCUUUUGCCGACCAAGUAUCCUGCUGCUGAGGUGGCCCGAAACCGUGUGAAGCUUGCUUCUAGGAAAAGUGUGGCUAAACCAGCUCGUCAAGAACUACCAACCGCCACGAGACCUCCAGCUCGUGCCCAACCUGGUUACCAGCCAAACAUCGUCAACUCAUCUGCCCCGGUGCCGCCUCGCCCAGGAAACGCAUACGCACCACCAAAUCCAGUGACUCCUGCUCAAAACCCCUAUGCUCCACCCACCAAUGCAUACAAUCCUCAAGUAGGUUAUCAGCAACCUCAGUCACAAGCAGGAUACAGUGCACCGGCGUAUGGUCAAGUUUACGGAGCUCCUCCACCCAAUUCGUUUGGUGGUCCACCACGAAAUACCACUCCAUCAUCUACAGCACCACCACCACCAAAAGCAAAGGAGUGGGUCAACUGGAACGACACCCCAAUGGUAUCCAAACCAACACCAGCCAAGCGGAGCACUCCUGUUCCCGUUGGGAACUCGCCAUUUGCUCCACAACAGCAAAAUACUGCUAUACCUCCGCCGCCAUUCUCUUCGCGAACAACUGCUACUCCACCCCCACCACCCAAAGGACCUGCUCGUAUGACGUCGCCACCAAUGGCUGGUUCUCAAUCAUUGCAGGGUCCUCCAUCCAGACCAUCCUCUGCUGCAAACUUGUACGCCCCAUCACAAGGAAGUCAACCACCUCAACAGCAGUAUCACGGUGCUCCCCCUCCAACAAUUCCUCGAGGACCAUCGCCAUAUAAUCAGCCUCCAGCUGCGGCACCUCCACCAAGCAGAUAUGCACCAUCGCCCGCACAACAACAGUAUUCACAGCCACCACCCCCACAAUCCCAUUUGGCACCUCCUCCCCCAGCGGGUAGUAGACCCCCACCAUCUGCGAACCCUUAUGCGCCACAAGUAAACGCUCCUGGCCAAUAUGCUCCAUCGCAAUCUCCAUACCAGAGCCAGCCACCCCCACAAUCUUUCCCAGGACAAGGUCCACCUCAAUCUCAAGGACCACCGCAGGGACCACCACAAGGGCCUCCUCAGGGACCUCCUCGGGGUUCCAGAUCACCCACAGGACCUCCAAGAGCAUCUCCAGCUCCAGCAGCUGCGCCGGCCAAGGCAAAGCACCCAGCUGGUGACCGAUCUCACAUUCCUGCCACAGCUCAACGCUUGGUAGAGAUUUUCAGUAAUGACAUGCAGCGAGUUGCUUCCAAAGCACCGCCAUCAUUUUCUGCACAGGUUAAGGAUACCCAAAAGCGACUCAAUAUUUUAUUUGAUCAUCUGAACAAUGAGGAAUUGGUGAAACCAGAUACCAUUGAAAGGUUGAAUGAACUUUCCGAAGCCCUUCUCUCCAAAAACUAUGAUGUUGCAUCAAAGAUACAAGUAGACAUUCAACGUGAGAAGACCGAAGAGUGCGGAAACUGGAUGGUAAGUCACUGAAUCGAAUGCGUUUAUACCCUGCUAAUGAAUUAUUCUAGGUUGGUGUUAAGCGAUUAGUUAGCAUGAGCAAGGUUACUCCAUAGGUUGUUGAAAAUGAUGGUGUUAGGUCAGGACGAGCCGAAGGCUAUCAUGGCACAUGUAUGAACAGGCUCGGGGUUUGUAGAAAAGAAAGAAAGAUUCUAAGCGAGUCUCUUAUUCGUAUACUUUUUUACCAUUGUGCAAGUGACUUGAUUUAUAGUAAGG
Molecule: messenger RNA, 4547 nt
Organism: Hymenoscyphus albidus
Lineage: Eukaryota; Fungi; Ascomycota; Leotiomycetes; Helotiales; Helotiaceae
Source: the annotation of a GenBank genome assembly